AUGGAGAGGGGUUAUAUAGGUGAAUUUGGAAGAGAUAGCUGUGUUGUCAGUUGUGUGUAUGGUGGGACAGUAGGACCUGGUAGUUGGACAGUAGGACCUGGCGGAUAUAGCCGGUCAAAUAUUAUGGGAACAAAAGGAGGAGGACAUCUGCAACCUGAAUUGGGAAGGCAGCCAGAACUGUUGGAAAUCCAACCAGAACGGUUGGGAAGGCAACCAGAAUUGUCUUGGCCCACGGAAAACCCUACGGUGGUCUUGGCCACUAUUGCAGCACUGAUAGCCCUCGCCGAGGUGAAGUUUCAAAAUACAAGUGAUAAUCCAUUUCGUUCCCGCCCUGCCACCAUGACCUUUUCAGUCAUAGCGCUCUCCAUCUAUGGCUUCGCAGCAGCUCGGACUAGACCAAUCAUAUUGGACGGGAAACAACAACAAAUUCUCAUGUGGCGUAUUCUCUACUACUGCUAUCGACUCCUCAACAGUCUCGCUCCGAUUUCAGGAGUUGUUUGCCUAGCCUGCAUUGUGUCCUUCUUCAUUCCAUACGGACUCGGAUGGAUUGUCUAUGUCGCAUGUGCUAGUACUUUAUGUGUUGGAGUGGCGGUGUGGGACAUCUUAUGCGUUUUCCGAGGAAACAAUUUUGCACCAUCAUGUGUUGUGCCUUGUGUGGGUCCGACAGGGAGUAGUGGUGGGAGCGAGAAGAAUGACGGGGUUUCAGAUUGUGGUAACGAUGGUAGGAAUCGGAUUGCAGUGCCGAAUGGGUCUCCGGUUUGCGGUUCUUCUUUCGUUUCGGAAAAUCAGAGCAGUUCCCAGCAAGGUGGCACCAGCAGCAGUGAUACUGGAAGCCAUUCAAGUCAUUGCAAAGCAGAACAAUCCCAGUCGAAACAUACAGGCGAGCACGGUGUUCCCUCUCACCAAACGGAUCACUCCACCCAAGCCACCGGUAAAACAGCGAACACUGGCAACGCAGUUUCGCCCCAUAUCAUCCGGUCCAGCCCAAAUAAAGGAACCAUGUCAAAGGCACCCCAGAUCCAGAUGAGAAGCCUAUUCAAUCCCCAAACCCAUUGAAGGCAGCCGGAGAAUUCAACCCUCCUUUUUAAGACGAAGCUAAGACUUUGGAUGCAAUGCCUCAAAAUAACAAGCCUUAAAAACAAAAGGGCAUUUGCACUAACCAAUCCCACAUCCUAUCCUCUCCAUUCCACUCGCGAAAUGGAGUUCU
This is a messenger RNA of Rhododendron vialii, 1207 nucleotides long. RefSeq lists its product as uncharacterized. Bases 1 to 1056 code for a protein of 351 amino acids. The transcript has 5 exons. Lineage: Eukaryota; Viridiplantae; Streptophyta; Magnoliopsida; Ericales; Ericaceae. The record is from RefSeq and is a predicted model, not a curated record.